Molecule: messenger RNA, 862 nt
Organism: Stegodyphus dumicola
Lineage: Eukaryota; Metazoa; Arthropoda; Arachnida; Araneae; Eresidae
Product: lysosomal acid phosphatase-like
Biological process (GO): dephosphorylation
Molecular function (GO): phosphatase activity
Source: RefSeq, a predicted model, not a curated record
AUCCUUUCUUUCCAAUCCUUUCAUGCCAUGGUAGGUGGUUAUAAUAUUUUUCUCGUUUAAUGCAGCAAGCGGCCUUUUAAUUCACUCAGUGGUAGUCAUGAGUAAUCGGUUUUUCAAGGUGGUAUAUCUCUCAGUUUCUUCAUUAAUAAAAAUUAGACGAUAUAAAAUACUUUUUAUUUUUUUUAUUUUGUUUGUUAUGAAGGACUCUCUAUUUAAAGUUUUAUUCAUUCCUCAUGUAAAUCUACUAGAAAAUCUUCCACAGAUUACACCAUUACCGCAAAGGGAACUGCUGCAGUUACAUAUGAUAUUCAAGCAUGGACACAGAGCUCCUUUUAGACUUUACCCAAACGAUCCGAAUCCUCCUGAACUAUGGGAAGAAGGACUUGGAAUGUUGACAAAGCUCGGCAGACUGCAGACGUAUGUAAUGGGUGAUCAUUUGAGACGAAGGUACACAGAUUUUAUUUCAAGUAAUCCGAAUGAGAUCGAUGUUAUGAGUUCUGAUGCCGACCGCAGCCUGUAUAGCGCAUACAGUUUAUUAGCUGGAAUGUACCCACCGGAUGAAGAGUGGAGCAUUGGUGAGAAUAUCCCGUGGCAACCCAUCCAAGUCUCGUAUGUUCCAGAACCAGAAGACAUGUAUCUCCAGUCUAACCCGAACUGCCCUUUGUUCGAGACGUCAAAACAUGAAUUUAUCAAUGAAUAUGUAAAACAUGAAGACGAAGGAAACAAGUUUUACUUCGAGUUUUGGGGUAAUCACAGUGGAAGAAAAAUCAGAUGUUUUGAAGGCGCAAGUGAUUUGUACAAAACAUUGUCUGUAGAGGUAAUAAUAUUUCUUACUUCUUUUAGUGUUAUGAUAUAUGGUUGA